AUGAAGCUCUUCGCAGUGAUCUAUUUCGGCGCAGGCUUCGCCUUAUCCGCCCCGCUGAUCUCAGAGCGGCAGGCCAACUCCUGUUUUCUCGUCGGCAACCAGGUUCUCCCCAAAGAAGUCGCUGAUAUUGUAACCAACCUGCAAGAGCGCAUCACCUGCGACAACUCCCGGACCACCCUCUCAGGCGUACCAGACGUCUUCUCGGGCGGUGUAUCGUUCUCGUCGGUCAACUUCGCCUCGUCCGCCCAAACGCCGCUGCAGUUCGCUCUCGACAAGUUUGCGACGCCCACGCCGCUGCGCAACGCCGACCUCGCCACCUUCCAGAAACAACUCGACGUCUACCUCGCAACCGAGGCCGGUAUCCGCUCGGUCGGUGGGAACCUUGGCAUCAAGGUGCCCAAAUUCUUCCUGCAGUUCCAGGUCUCGCGAAUUCAGACCGCGCAGGGCAACCCGCCCACAGCGCCCGGUGCCCAGGUCGAUCAUCUCCUGCAGAAGGUGCUGAAGAAUGCACCGAGAGAGAGCAAGCAGUUGCGGGAUCAGGUGACAGCAUUGGCAAAAACUUUGGCAUGA
Messenger RNA from Chaetomium globosum CBS 148.51, 570 nucleotides. RefSeq lists its product as uncharacterized. NCBI's taxonomy places the organism in Eukaryota, Fungi, Ascomycota, Sordariomycetes, Sordariales, Chaetomiaceae. The coding region runs from base 1 to 570 and encodes 189 amino acids. The record is from RefSeq and is a predicted model, not a curated record. The transcript is spliced from 2 exons.